AUGUAUCGACCUUCCUACCGUGUCUCGCGAUCCCAAGACCCCGAAAGUAGUCGUCGCCGGACGAUAUGGCCUUUCGCCAAUGGAGAUGGCAUUCGUAUCAGCACGCCUUGGCCGUUGCUCUAUGGCUCUGCUACCGAGACGAACCAGCGAAAUACCAGCGUGUUUGACAUUGAAGGUCGUGCGGCGAGAAUGAGUGUUAUGGUUGACUCGUCGCUGUUCCCACCACCACUGCAAGCCCGGAAUCGACACUCCGCAUGGGUUGGAUGGACGGCACAGAGGGAAACAUGGCUUGCACCCGUUGCAGGGUCGGAUGACAAAGAGCGUGUUUGGUCUGGCGAGUUUGAUGUGGAGAGGCGCCCAUCAUGGCAGUCACGAGCAUCGGACCGAUGGAGUGGCGAGCUGGACAUUGAGGAUAUCAAGGAAAACGCCAAGAAGGAGCCGUAUGCGGUUGAUUGGGAAGAAAACGACCCGGAGAACCCUCUCAAUUUUGACACAGGACGUAGAUGGUUCAACGCGAUGAUGCUCGCAUUUGCUUGCUUCAUGGUGUCGAUCGCAUCGUCAGGGUUUUCCCAAGGCACGCAACAACUCAAGACAGAGUUCGCUGUUUCCCAAACUACCGCCCUUCUCACAACUUCAACCUUUGUGCUCGGUUUCGCAGUUGGUGCCCUCAUUCUCUCCCCCCUUAGUGAGGUCUACGGCCGCCGCGACCUCUACGUAAUGACGUUUGGUUCCUUCGUCGCCUUCAGCGGCGCCGUUGGCUUCUCCUCCUCCAUGACGGUCGUCAUCGUCCUGCGUUUCUUCGGCGGCCUCGCCGGGUCCUUCACGCAAGCCGUCGCCCCCGCUGUGGUGGCUGACAUGUUCAAUGCGCAAGACCGUGGGCUCGUGAUGUCCAUCUUCACACUCGCCGGCCUUGUAGGGCAGAACCUCGGACCUAUUGUCUGUGGGUUCCUCGUCAAGGCGUACGGCUGGCGCGCGAUUGCUGUAUUGAUCACUGCUGCAUCGGGGCCGACCUGGGUCAUUCUGACGCUCACGUUUCCCGAGACGUACGCGCCUGUCCUCCUGCAACGCCGCGCAAGAAAACUCACGGUCGAGACGGGCAGACAACAUCAGGUCGCCGGUAUGGCACCCAAGCCUAUCGCACAACAGCUCCGCGUCGGUGCGCUCCGACCCUGGAUCAUGCUGAUCUACGAGCCCAUCGUCACGCUCCUCUCGCUCUUCCUCUCUGUCGUGCACGGUACGCUUUUCCUCCUCUUCGCUGCGUAUCCCAUCGUAUUCCAGCAAGUGCGCGGCUGGCCGCAGGGUAUUGCUUCGCUGCCAUUCGUAGCCAUCAUCGUCGGCAUCUUGAUUUCACUCGUCUACGUCGCGCUGGUCGAUCAGAAGCGAUACGCCAAGGUGGUUGCAAAGUACGACGGCGCCGCGCCGCCCGAGGCCAGACUACCACCUGCCAUGCUCGGUGCUGCGGCACUCCCCAUCGGAUUAUUCUGGUUCGCAUGGACAAACGCCCCGGAGCUCCCCUUCAUGAUCUGCGUCUCCGCCGGUACUCUCUUUGGCUUCGGCAUGGUGCUGCUCUACAUGUCACUCACGAACUACAUCGUCGACGCAUAUCUUGGGUACGCGGCAUCGGCACUCGCAGCCAGCACGGUGCUGCGCAGCGUCGCAGGCGCUGUAUUCCCACUGUUCACAGCGGACAUGUAUGCGAGGCUGGGCAUCCACUGGGCGAGCAGCGUGCCAGGCUUUCUGGCGCUGGUGUUCAUACCGUGUCUGUUUGCAUUUUACACGUGGGGGGAUCUGCUGCGGGGGAUGACGCGGUUUGGGGCCGAGGCAGCGAGCAUGACGGGGAAGUAG
Molecule: messenger RNA, 1845 nt
Organism: Ascochyta rabiei
Lineage: Eukaryota; Fungi; Ascomycota; Dothideomycetes; Pleosporales; Didymellaceae
Exons: 2
Coding region: 1-1845 (614 amino acids)
Biological process (GO): transmembrane transport
Cellular component (GO): membrane
Molecular function (GO): transmembrane transporter activity
Source: RefSeq, a predicted model, not a curated record